This is a messenger RNA of Serpula lacrymans var. lacrymans S7.9, 1154 nucleotides long. RefSeq lists its product as uncharacterized. The coding region runs from base 193 to 840 and encodes 215 amino acids. NCBI's taxonomy places the organism in Eukaryota, Fungi, Basidiomycota, Agaricomycetes, Boletales, Serpulaceae. The record is from RefSeq and is a predicted model, not a curated record. The transcript has 3 exons.
CGAAACCAUCGAAACGAAUGAUUUCGAUCCCUGUUUUACACUUUCACUCUGUUUGGCUGGUCCUCGUGUUUUAUUACCAUAGUCCUUAUUAGUAUCACAUUUCUCCCAUAUCUUCGCCACUGUAACUGCAGCGACACCAUUGUAUCCUUCAAAACCCACCAGCCCACACCCCCAGGCUUGUUUCUUUACGAGAUGAACACGGACUACUCAAGACAUGGACAUCGCUCGCCGUCAAACACGACUAGCGGUACAGUGUUGGGCGCAUUGGAAGGUCCAAGGCUUUGCGCUGAACCCGAGCAAAUAUUGCCAGACGAAGACUAUGCUUCCACAUCCUCCCACUCAUGUCCUCCACAUAAUGACCUACCUGCUACACAGACGACUUAUCAAGGGUCUUCAAAACCCAUUCCCAGCAUCACCAUGCUCUUAAGGUCCCUCAAAAACCCUCUAGGCCUAAACCUCGUUCUGGAGAACACUGGCAGUGUUGCUCGUGACCAUCUUGCCUCGGAGCGAACUUACCUAGCUUACGUCCGAACCAGUCUCGCUUGUGCCAGUGCAGGCGUUGCGCUUGUGCAGCUUUUCACCCUAUCUAAACCCACCAACGUUAAUAGUACUACUGGCCAACAUAGCAUGAACUUACAAAAGUAUGCUCAACCCCUCGGAGCUACCGUCGUUCUCCUCGGACUACUGAUUCUAUUACACGGCUUGUUUCGGUACUUUAUCACACAAGGCGCCCUCACACGGGGCAUCUUUCCUGCCGCACGGAUCUCCAUUGCGGCUAUAACAUUCGCACUCGGAUCCAUAGUUGGCAUUGUAUUUGGCAUUCUCAUUGCGGGCAGAUAGAAGAAGACAGCAAGUUCAUUGGAAGGAUACAAAUGCUAGUGUAAACUUUUCUUUAUUUUAUGUAUCGUUAGGGUUUAGAGAUCUGGUCUCUGUGGUUCUCUUGGAGGUUCUGAUUGCAUUUCGAUUCAUAGGCAUAGGCCUCCCGUGGACGAUAGGUUGGUCGCUAUCGGAGAGGCAAGUGUCACCACGGUGAAGAGGCAGCUGCUUGCAUAACGAUUUUCGUAACAUUCAAUUUUAACAUGGUUUAGACUCGAUUUUCGACUUUUCGAUAGUGGUGUUACAGAAGAUCUGAAAUAAUACAUAAUCGCAGUCAG